This is a messenger RNA of Protobothrops mucrosquamatus (brown spotted pit viper), 2297 nucleotides long. It is a transcript of the gene LVRN, whose product is annotated as laeverin. The annotation marks the transcript as partial. Gene Ontology annotation, cellular component: cytoplasm. Gene Ontology annotation, molecular function: metalloaminopeptidase activity; zinc ion binding; peptide binding. Lineage: Eukaryota; Metazoa; Chordata; Lepidosauria; Squamata; Viperidae. Gene Ontology annotation, biological process: peptide catabolic process; proteolysis. The record is from RefSeq and is a predicted model, not a curated record. The transcript is spliced from 15 exons.
AUGGGCGUCAAGCUGCGCUCCGGCUUCUACCUGGGAAAGAAGUUCGCGCUGCUGCUGGCGCUGCUCCCGGCCGCCCUGCUCUUGGCGCUCCUGGUGCUGGCGAUCCUCUACGGGCGUUGCGCCUGGGGACCGAAAGGAUCCGACCCGCUGCUCCCGGGCGUUCCGACGACGCCCGGGGCCAACGCCAGCGCGGAGUCCGCGACGCGGCCCUCGGGGCCCUGGGAUCAACCCCGCUUGCCCCGGCACGUCACGCCGAUCCACUACUCGCUCCGGCUCUGGCCCCACCUGGCGCCCGGCCUCCCCGAGCCCCGCACGCACUCGGGACAGGUGAACGUCACGGUGCGGUGCCGCGAAGCCACCUCCACGGUGCUGCUGCACAGCGCCGAGCUGACUUACCGGGGCGCUUCAGUGUGGGGCCCGCUGGAGGAGGCGCCCGCCAACACCAGCCGCAGCAUCCCGCUGGGGGAGGUGUGGGUGGCCCCUGCGAACCAAUACCUGGUGCUGGAACUGCUGGAGAGCCUGAGAGCGGGCAGCCUCUACGAGCUGCGGUUCGCCUUUCAGGGGAAGGUUCAGCCGGGGCCGGACUACUCCGGGCUCUUCCUGAACACCUACGAGGACGAAGGCGAGAGCAGGUGGAUAAUUGUUUCACAGCUACAACCAACAGCUGCAAGAUAUGUUUACCCAUGCUUUGAUGAACCUGCAAUGAAAGCUACCUUUAAUAUCAGCAUUGUUCACCAUCCCAGCUAUGUGGCACUUUCCAAUAUGCCAGCUUUAGAUGCAUCUGAGUAUAAAGAUGUGAACAACAGUGCACUGAGUGCUUUGAUGAAUGAAACUACACCAAUUAACUGGACUAUCACAACAUUUGAAACAACACUGAAAAUGUCUACGUAUAUCACUGCUUUUGUGGUCUGUAAGUUUGAUUAUGUCACCACAACUGAAAGAGGCAAUCAGAUACGUGUUUGGGCUCGGAAGGAUGCUAUUCAAAAAGGAUUUGCUAAUUAUGCUUUAAAUAUCACAGGGCCAAUAUUUUCAUUUCUGGAAGACUUACUAAACAUCAGUUAUCCUCUUUCAAAAACAGAUUUUGUUGCAGUACCUCUUAUGGAUCACGGUGCAAUGGAAAACUGGGGACUAAUGAUUUUCCAUGAAACAUCCUUAUUGAGUAAUCCAGAAGAUAACUAUAUAUCACAUAAAAUCCAGAUUUGCCAAGUUGUUGCUCAUGAGAUAGCACACCAGUGGUUUGGAAACCUAGUUACCAUGGAUUGGUGGAACGACAUAUGGCUUAAUGAGGGAUUUGCAACUUACUUUGAACAUCUAGGUCUAGACUACAUUGAACAUAUCAUGCCACUGGAUAAACUCUUUACCAAGCAGCUUGUACUACCUAUGUUGGCUAGAGAAAAUCAUCAAUUAAAUCAGUCUGUAUCAGAUACAGAAACCAGUCAAACAGAUUCUUUAUUCGACCUGUUCAGUACAGUAACGUACCAUAAGGGGGCUUCUAUCAUUCGGAUGCUUUCCAAAUUUAUGACUGAAGGAUUAUUUAUCAAAGCAUUGAAUUCGUAUCUGAGCGCAUUUUCCUUUUCUAAUGCCGUCCAAGAUGAUCUGUGGAAUCACAUUCAAAAGGUAAUAGAUGAGCAAAAUGACUUCCAGUUGCCAGCAUCAGUAAAAAUAAUAAUGGAUUCUUGGACCUGCCAGAAGGGCUUUCCACUCCUGACAGUAGAUUUCUCAACUGGCAAUAUUAGCCAGGAACCAUUUUUUGCUGAAAAAAAAGAACACAACUCAGACACAUGGAUUAUUCCUAUUUCUUGGAUAAGAAAUGGAACAUUACAACCUUUAGUAUGGCUUGAUAAACGUAGUAAAAUAUUUCCUGAAAUGAAAAUAUCAGAUUCAGAACACGAUUGGAUUGUUUUAAAUGUGAACAUGAGUGCUUACUAUAGAAUCAACUAUGAUCAAAAGUAUUGGAAAAGAUUGGCCAAAGUGCUUGAAGAUGAUCCAAAGGCUAUUCCUUCUGUCAGCAGAUUACAGUUAAUGGGAGAUGCCUUUCAUUUGAUUUGGUCCAAUCACACUGGAUAUGAGACUCCACUAUAUUUAACAAAAUACCUUGAAAAAGAAGAUGAUUCAACAGUGUGGAUGAUGGCAUUGCAUGUACUGGGCAUUUUCAACAGGGAUUUUCUUCUGAGAGAUCCUGAAUUAUACCCAGUUUUAAAGCAAUACUUACUACCACGAAUAACACCAAUAUAUCACCACUACGCAAAUCUUCUUCGUGAGAGUCCUAAAGCAUUGGAUAUGAAGCCAUUCAUCAA